CAGGAACGACGGUGGGCAUAUGCGGCAGGUCCAGACUCCAGGCCUAGGGGCAUCGUCAUCCGUUAAACUCGUUGGAACUUGAAACGGAGGCACAAACCCGCUUGAGCAAACUGGGUUCCACAGAAGAUCCACGGCACUAGAAUCCCGGUAACGGGUCCGCCGUGGCAUUUGUCCCAGGCGAUUAAUCGUCGUUGGGGCAGCAAUUUUCACACUGACUCUCUUGCUCAUCCGGUCACUCUAUCAAGAGCGCCAGACGGGGGCUUCACCUGCUGUUAAGAGUUCUUUCAGCUUGUCCUGUUGGUUAUCUUGUGCCAGCAUCACUGGUGCAUAAAAGCCUGCGGAUCAUCAGCUCAAUGCUGUCAGCUUUGGUGGUGCUCUGCUGGCUCUACUCUGGUGGAGGCCAGUGGGCAGGUGUUUUAGCUCAGCAUGCCGAACGGCAGGUGGGCCAUACCUCGCCACCUAUACCUCCGGAUCCUGGUCUUAUAGGCGCCGUCUCCACUUCCUCGCCUGCUUCAUCACCUACAACCUCGUCUACCUCGUCCUCAUCUAACUCUUCGCAUGUCAUGACGUCAACGGCCAGCGCUCUAACCCCUUCAUCAACACCUACCCAGCUCACGAUCAAUGCCGUCAAGAAUAUGACGACAUGCGCCCCAGGCGUCAUCACCUGGACCUAUAACGGUUCAUCACCCAACAUUUUGCUCUCUAUCACGAGUAUCAAUGUUCUUGAUCCCUUUCAACAGCUUGAUCUCACCCGCCGCCAAAAUACUGCUGGACAGAUCUCCGUGACUUUAGCAAACACUAGUGCCAUCUUAAACUCCUGGACAUGGCCUCAAGUGGAUCAGCCACAGGGCUGGUAUAUAAUAGAAGGCUCUGUAGCUUCGCUCGACGCCUCUUCUACUGCUUUUUUCAUUAGUAACGGAUCCGACACAGCUUGCUUGCUCUCGUCCCCAUCUUCAUCGCCAGGAAUCACUAGCGCUGCAACCACCUCCUCAAUGACACUCAGCGUUGGCAAGAUCGUGGGGAUCGUGAUUGGUAGUCUAGCAGGGCUGGUUUUUCUUGUCUUGGCUAUCGCAUAUUACCUUUGCCGCCAACGUCGCUCUCCAACUCGUGGCAGCAAGCCAAAGCAGAGCGUGGGAAGGAGGUGGAGUUCGUUAAGAUCUAAUGACUCAGCUGCCAGGUCACUAGCGGGACUCGGAGGUGGCUCUACUCACUCCCACGGUCAUUCGGAUGCAAAGGGAGAAAUACUCAUGGUCGCAGAUAGUGGCAAAGCCUCAGAGACCACAACAACGCAGAGUUCAGACGAAUGUCACGGAAGUCAUGGGGAGGAGAAAGAAGCACACCCUCGCUCGUCCAGGGAAAUGAUCCCUGUAGACGCUAUCAACAAUCCCUUGUCGCAUUAUAAUCACCGCACAUCUGUUCAUUCCCCUCAUGAUCCAUGUCCUUUUCCAGAUCCACCACCCCGUGGCGGCACUGCUCGCACCCGUGUCACCCCUGCGCGCUAUUCGGAACAAAGUCUUGAGCUGCAAGCAGCUCGAAUACGCUCAUCCAUGGAAAGCUCCAUGUACCUGCGUACCGAGCGCUUUUCAUUGCCAGCCCUAGCUGCCCCCACUCCGCAUACGCCCACAUCUCCUAGCCGAGGGCGGGACGAGUACCCUCCUUCCCCUGUAGCUGCAACCUCGGCCAGGCGCUCGCCCUCAACAGGUGCCGUGUCUGCUCGCCGCACUUCUCGAAAACCUGUGCCGCACUAUGAGGCCUCAGAUUUUUGUGACGACUUACAUAGCGCAGUAGACAACCAGUCAAUGUUUACCGCCGGUGAAUCAUCACAUUCGCACGGUAUAGAGUCACUAUCCCCGCUGCAUACCAUGUCAGGGCCGUCUCACAACCGUAUCCAUUAUCUGAUCCCUGACAUGCCCCCGCCAAGGAACGAAUAGGCUGUGCCUCCCCCAAUAGCUCUCAUUGACAUGCGUUAGUCGUUCGUGUUCCCUGUAUGUAAAAUUUUCAUAUGGACUACGGAUGCGUCCGCUAUCUAUCAACUUCGUGGACACAUAUAACUGGAGAAUGUUAAAGCUGUUUUACCACUUCGAGAACUAGGACGUUGCGUCGUUAUCUUUAAUUUCAAUUGCCCGAUACACAGGUUGUAGGGACGUAUGUACUAAUCUUGCCUAUGAAACAUUUGCUUCGACAUCACUGUAU
Suillus subalutaceus is the source of this 2193-nucleotide messenger RNA. RefSeq lists its product as uncharacterized. The record is from RefSeq and is a predicted model, not a curated record. The coding region runs from base 354 to 1931 and encodes 525 amino acids. The transcript has 2 exons. Lineage: Eukaryota; Fungi; Basidiomycota; Agaricomycetes; Boletales; Suillaceae.